AUGGAGGGCAAAGAAGAGGACGUGAAUGUGGGAGCUAACAAGUUCCCGGAGAGACAGCCGAUCGGUACGGCGGCGCAGACGGACAGCAAAGACUACAAGGAACCUCCUCCGGCGCCGUUUUUCGAACCCGGCGAGCUCAAAUCGUGGUCCUUCUACAGAGCCGGCAUAGCCGAGUUCAUCGCCACUUUCCUUUUCCUCUACAUCACCGUUUUGACAGUCAUGGGCGUCAAGAGAGCUCCCAACAUGUGCGCCUCUGUCGGAAUCCAAGGCAUCGCUUGGGCUUUCGGCGGCAUGAUCUUCGCUCUUGUCUACUGUACCGCCGGAAUCUCAGGAGGACACAUUAAUCCGGCGGUGACGUUUGGAUUGUUCUUGGCGAGGAAGCUAUCUUUAACAAGAGCUCUCUUCUACAUAGUGAUGCAAUGCCUUGGAGCUAUCUGUGGUGCUGGUGUGGUUAAAGGUUUUCAAACAGGACCAUACCAGGCUAAUGGAGGUGGAGCCAACGUGGUGGCUCAUGGCUACACAAAAGGUUCAGGUCUUGGUGCAGAGAUUAUCGGAACUUUUGUUCUUGUCUACACUGUUUUCUCAGCUACUGAUGCUAAGAGAAGUGCCAGAGACUCCCAUGUCCCUAUCUUGGCUCCGCUUCCAAUUGGGUUUGCUGUCUUCUUGGUGCACUUGGCCACUAUUCCAAUCACUGGAACCGGCAUUAACCCGGCCAGGAGUCUUGGAGCUGCCAUCAUCUACAACAAGAGUCAUGCUUGGGACGACCAUUGGAUCUUCUGGCUCGGUCCAUUCAUUGGUGCUGCUCUUGCUGCUCUGUACCAUCAGAUAGUCAUCAGAGCCAUUCCUUUCAAGUCUAAGACAUAA
Messenger RNA from Microthlaspi erraticum, 864 nucleotides. NCBI's taxonomy places the organism in Eukaryota, Viridiplantae, Streptophyta, Magnoliopsida, Brassicales, Brassicaceae. The record is from the annotation of a GenBank genome assembly.